CGGCUAAGCGAAAAACAUUUGACGUUUGACAAAAAACACGAAAUUUUCAUGAAGUUUGCUCUCUUAUAUCUUUUUGUAUAGGAAAGCAAGCAACCUCAGGUUUUUUGCAUCAAUUAGUGUUACUCAACCUCUUUUCAGCCAUAUAUGAAAAGUACUAUGCUUUAUAUGGCUUCACUUAAAUAUUAUCCAUAUCUUGAGACCACUUUUGAGAAAAAAUCUUGAAGCGGGAACGUUUUUUUAAAACGAAGCUUUUGGAGGUAAGGAUUCCGAAGUACCAAAACAAAUCCAAUUUUUAUAAAACUUUCCGUAUAUAUUAAAAAAAGGUUGAGGAAUCUAAUGGAAUGUGAACACUUUUUAACAUUUAUACAUAAAUUUUUAGUUCUCAGUGUUUAAAAACUUCAAGGUUAAUUAUUAUAGAAAAAAAAGUGAUUUUUGAAAGUGUUCAAGUGGAAAUAGCAAAUUCAGCCUUUCCUCUUUUUAAAACAAGUGUUUAAUUAUGUUUUCUUAAAAAAUAGGUGCUUCGGAUUUGUAUAUUAGAAUUCUGUAUAUAUACAUCUAUAUUUCUUCGCGUAUUUUAUGACGUUUUUUGUUUUGAUUUUGCAAUUCCGAAAUUUUAACUACAAAUAAAAUUGAAAAUGAAAGUAUAUUCCUUAUUAAUGACUUGAAUUUUCAAGGCAAUAAAAAUAAAGAUUUUAUAUUUUUAAAGGUAUUUUUUCUGGAUUGCUCAACUACAAGCUUGAUUCUCACUGUUUUUAGUCUGUAGAUUCUCUAAACUGUUUUUUUCAAAACAAAAAGAAAUAGUAAUUAACUAAACUUUUAGUCUAAAGUUUACAAAAUGGAAAUGUGCUGUGAACUUAACAAUCUACGUGAAAUGGUGGUUCAAUCUAUAAGUCAAGAAUCUACCAAAGUGUUGUCUGAAAAAGCAACCUGCAAGAAUAUUUUGGAUUUUCUGGAUAUAAAUGAUGGCAUUAUUUCUCUCAAACAUCCUGAUUUUGUGUUAACCAAUAGUCAUUUUCUACAAAUUUGCAAAGACAAAAAUAAACAUAACAUAACAUUAGAAAAUCUUUCAUUAUUUUUUACAACCUACUGUAAGUAUAAUACCUCUAGAGUGAUGCUUUUAAGGAUCUUAAAAAAGUUAAAAGGUUACAUUGUAAAAUUAAAUCGAGCCAAAAAUUUGGACAUUUUUUGAUGAUGUGCUUGAAGAAACUCAAAACUGCCCACGUACUAAUGUUGUGUCUGAACGUGACUUUGCUUCCUAUGACCGCAGGUUAAAAAUGAAACCUAACAUGACAACAGUAGCUGCAGCUGGUGUGAUCAUGUUUAACAACAACAAAACAGCUGAUUGGAUAGAUGGAAAAUCACAGGAAGUAAUUGAAAGGCUAGUUAUAUUAGCAAGGCGAAAUAGAAAAGGGUAUAUAAGAAAGUACAGAGAGAAAAAAGCAAAUAUAUUGCAGUACAAAAUUGAUGAGAUGGACAAGCGCAACUUAGAAAAGGAAAUAAAGGAACAAAAGGCAAGCGAAGAGAAAGAGUUUUUGACAACAGAAAUCGGAAAGGAUGGUGGUUUAAUUUUGUGUGAAGAGGAUUUUGAAAAAAUUUUAGGAACUGAAAAUGAAAUUGUAAUGAAGUUGCAAAGACAAAU
Hydra vulgaris (swiftwater hydra) is the source of this 1639-nucleotide messenger RNA. RefSeq lists its product as uncharacterized. NCBI's taxonomy places the organism in Eukaryota, Metazoa, Cnidaria, Hydrozoa, Anthoathecata, Hydridae. The record is from RefSeq and is a predicted model, not a curated record.